AUGGUAGCAAAACCAGUCCCAAGAAAAGUCUUAUUAGCAAUCACUUCAUACUCUGAAAAGUUCUAUGAUGAUGGUGCCAAAACUGGGUUGUUUUGGUCAGAAGCUGCACACCCAUUGCGUUUCUUUGAAGAAGUUGGAUUUGAAGUAGAUAUCGUUUCAGAAACUGGAAAAUUUGGAGUUGAUGAACACUCAAUAAGUGAUCAAUUUCUAUCAACAGAAGAACUUGAACAAUACAAGGACAAAAACUCUCCAAUUAACCAAAAAUUCAAGCAAAUAAAAAGGGCUUCUGACGUGAAUGCUGAUGAUUACGGUAUAUUUUUUGCAGCAGGUGGUCAUGGGACAGUUUUUGAUUUCCCAAAGGCAACUUCCCUACUUGAACUGGCUUCACAAAUAUAUGCCAAUGGUGGUAUUGUUGCAGCUGUUUGUCAUGGUCCAGUCAUUUUUGAAAAUUUGAAAGAUAAAGAAACUGGUGAAUUCCUAGGAAAGGGAAAGACAUUAACAGGUUUCACAAACCUCGGUGAAGAGCAAAUGGGUGUUCAACAUAUUUUGAACAGGGACAACUUGAAGACUUGUGAACAAAUUUUCAAUGAGAUCGGUGCUACUUACUCACCUCCACCAGCACCAUUUGAUGUUUAUUCAGUCAUUGACGGUCGCGUUGUGACAGGCCCAAACCCAGCAUCUGCCUACGAUACUGCUAAUAGUGCCUUGAAAGUAUUUAAUUCCUUGGAAGCUUGA
Messenger RNA from Hansenula anomala, 735 nucleotides. It is a transcript of the gene HSP31, whose product is annotated as glutathione-independent methylglyoxalase. The transcript has a single exon. Gene Ontology annotation, molecular function: glyoxalase III activity. The record is from RefSeq and is a predicted model, not a curated record. Lineage: Eukaryota; Fungi; Ascomycota; Saccharomycetes; Phaffomycetales; Wickerhamomycetaceae. The coding region runs from base 1 to 735 and encodes 244 amino acids.